CGUAUUUGCUUUUGAACUUGAGUGUUGUAUUACCAAGUUAGAGCAAAAAUUUGUCAUUGAAUUGUUUUGUUGAUAAAACCUGACGAGUGACUACUUGUGACUCAUAUUCGAUAAGUGUAUUCAUUUUGUUCAAUAUCGUCUGUUAAAAAGGAAAAAUUGAGAAGUGCCCAAAAAAUGGCUGGAUAUUCAGAGGAUCAACUAGCUGAAUUCCAGGAAGCUUUCCAGCUGUUUGACUCUCGUGGAGAUGGCAAAAUUCAUGUAGCACAGAUUGGAGAUGCUCUGCGUGCACUUGGCCAGAAUCCCACGGAAUCAGAUGUGAAGAAAUGUACUCUUCACUUGAAGCCAGACGAAAGAAUAUCUUUUGAGGUGUUUCUUCCUAUUUACCAGGCUAUCUCCAAAGCGCGCAGUGGUGACACAGCCAACGACUUCAUCGAGGGCUUGCGGCACUUCGACAAAGACGGCAAUGGUUUCAUCUCGUCGGCGGAGCUGCGCCACCUGCUGUCCACGCUCGGAGAGAAACUUAGUGAUGAUGAGGUCGAGCAGCUGCUGCAGGGCCAGGAGGACUCUCAGGGCAACAUCAACUAUGAGAACUUCGUGCACCUCAUCAUGCAGGGCUGAGCGCGAUCCGCUAUGUAUCUAUCACAAUCAUUAAGUAGUCAUUAAUCAUCAAGCGUCACGAGGGGCGCCCGGGGGCCGCUCCUUCGCAUUUACGGUGGCUGUACGCACCGCUCAUUACACACGUAGACUUUUAUGUCGAAACUUAUGAUUCCGUACAUGUAUUCCCGUUCUAUGAUAUUCCAAAAAACUAAUUAUGUAAUAUUAUACUAUGUUUGUACAAAAAUAAAUAAACGUAAUCUCUAACUUUUCAUA
Molecule: messenger RNA, 870 nt
Organism: Trichoplusia ni (cabbage looper)
Lineage: Eukaryota; Metazoa; Arthropoda; Insecta; Lepidoptera; Noctuidae
Gene: Mlc-c
Product: myosin-2 essential light chain
Exons: 5
Coding region: 175-618 (147 amino acids)
Cellular component (GO): myosin II complex
Molecular function (GO): calcium ion binding; myosin heavy chain binding
Source: RefSeq, a predicted model, not a curated record